This is a messenger RNA of Rhizoctonia solani, 3165 nucleotides long. Its product is annotated as glycoside hydrolase family 3 protein. Bases 1 to 3165 code for a protein of 1054 amino acids. The transcript is spliced from 32 exons. The record is from RefSeq and is a predicted model, not a curated record. Gene Ontology annotation, biological process: glucan catabolic process. Gene Ontology annotation, molecular function: DNA binding; beta-glucosidase activity. NCBI's taxonomy places the organism in Eukaryota, Fungi, Basidiomycota, Agaricomycetes, Cantharellales, Ceratobasidiaceae.
AUGGUUCUUUUUUCAACCAUACCCAUGGUUGCAUACUUCUACCCGACAAUUUCAAGCGUCCGUCAGGUAGCCCGAGUAAACUUCACGCCUACUGACACUCGAUUUACCUUGGCAUGCAUUCUUCCCAUCUACCUUAUCCCGUUAUUUCCCCGCCCAUAUGCCGCCCGAAGCUCUUCAUCUGGCAAUAGUGGUUAUCCAUAUAUAAAGGGUACGAUGGAGGGGAAAACGUUUCGCAUUGGGGUGCUAAAGGAUGUCUACCAAUACUUGGCUCACGCUCUCAAUUGCUUUGCUUUUGGUUCAGAGCGCAUCGGCUCAGCAGCCCAUCUAUGCUCAAUGCGGAGGGAUUGGUUGGACUGGGGGCACGAUCCUACCACAUCGGCGCCAACCUCGAGCGUUCCUACCACUACCUCUGGGCCUGCACCAACCGGAGCAUGGGCAACUGCUAUCACCAAGGCUAAAGCUGCUGUCGCAAAACUGACACUAUCUGAGAAAGUUUCUCUCGGAACAGGUGUCCAAUGGGAAAAGGGCCACUGUGUAGGAAACACUCCUGCUAUCUCAAGCAUCAACUUCCCGGGCCUCUGCCUUCAAGAUUCCCCGCUCGGAGUCCGCUUUGCAGACAAAGUCUCCGUUUUCCCGGCCGGAGUCAACACUGCCGCCACGUUUAACCGUGAUUUGUUCCGGCAAAGAGGAGCUGCGUUAGGGGCAGAGUUUAAAGGGAAAGGUGUAAAUGUUGCAUUGGGUCCUGCCAUGAACAUCGCGAGGGUCCCGGCGGCUGGUAGGAACUGGGAAGGUUUCGGUGCUGAUCCCUAUUUGUCCGGAGAGGCGUCGUACGAGACCGUUAUUGGUAUUCAGUCUCAGGGCGUACAGGCUUGCGCUAAGCAUUAUCUUAACAAUGAGCAAGAGCAUUUCCGCGAAUCGAGUUCGUCCAAUGUAGAUGACAGAACGCAACAUGAAAUCUACUUACCUCCCUUCCUAAAAGCCGUACAAGCUGGAGUAGCAAGCUUUAUGUGUUCUUACAACCAAGUCAACGGGACGUAUGCUUGCGAGAACAACAAUAUUUUGAACAAGCUACUCAAAUCAGAGCUGGGAUUCCAAGGCUAUGUCAUGUCGGAUUGGUGGGCCACACACUCAGGAGCAACCUCUGUCAACGCUGGGCUUGAUAUGACUAUGCCAGGUGAUAUAUCUCUAGGAUCUGGCACAACCUACUUCGGUUCGAACCUGGUCAACUCUGUCAACAGCGGACAAGUCAGCCAAAGUCGCAUUGACGAUUUAGCGACCCGUAUCCUCGCCGCGUGGUACCUUGUUGGGCAGGAUUCAGGAUACCCAGCCGUCAACUUUGAUUCCUGGAAUAUCAAUGACUCGUUCAACAAACAUAUUGAUGUUCAAGGUGAUCAUAAAACACUCAUUCGGACAAUCGGAGGCGCUUCCACCGUCCUACUCAAGAACAAGAACUCAGCACUACCACUCAAGACGCCAUCCACCAUUGCUGUAGUUGGAAACGACGCUGGUCCUAACUCUAAGGGGAUUAACGGAUGUACCGAUCGUGGCUGCAACGAUGGGACUCUUGCGCAGGGCUGGGGUAGUGGGACAGCUGAGUAUCCUUAUUUGGUCAACCCCUUGGAUGCGAUCAAAACCAAGGCAUCAAGUAUUGGGGCAACUGUCACAAGCUCUUUGAGUGAUAGUGACAUCAACGCAGCUGCAAAUGCGGCGAGGGGAAAGGAUGUUGCCUUGGUAUUUAUUUCUGCAGAUUCAGGUGAAGGGUACAUUACCGUAGAAGGUAAUGCUGGCGACCGGAACAACCUCCAAGCGUGGCAUAAUGGCGAUGCUCUCGUUGCAGCCGUAGCGGCGGUCAACAAGAAUACGAUUGUUGUUGUCCACACUGUUGGUCAAAUCGUUAUGGAACCUUGGAUUGACCAUGCAAAUGUCACGGCGGUCCUCUGGGCUGGUUUGCAGGGCCAAGAAGCGGGCAAUGCUGUAGUUGAUGUACUCUGGGGCGCCGUUAACCCUAGCGGAAGACUCCCGUAUACUAUCGCUAAAUCCGCCUCGGAUUACUCUGCUUCGAUCAUCACUAGCGGUAGCGGGAUCGUACAGAUCCCUUAUACAGAAGGCUUGAAAGUGGACUACCGAGCGUUUGAUGCCAAUGGCAUCACGCCCCGCUUCGAGUUCGGGUUUGGUCUAUCUUACACCACAUUCGAGUAUUCUAAUUUGGUUGUCACACCGGGAGCUUCGGGAGGAACUCAACCGACGGGGCCUGGUAGCCCCCUAAGUAGCUGGCUUCAAGACCCCUGGGUCAAGGUGACAUUCACACUGAAGAACACUGGUGCUGUUGCCGGUACUGAGAUACCACAGCUGUACAUUUCUCCUCCAGCUUCGUCUGGUGAGCCGCCAAAUGCACUCAAGGGGUUCGAAAAUGUCUCUCUCCAGCCAGGCGCCUCGACUACGGUUACAAUCACAUUGAGCAGGUAUGACUUCUCUUACUGGAACGUAGCUGGUCAAAAGUGGUCCUUGAUCAGCGGAACUACUUCCGUCUGGGUUGGAUCUAGCAGUCGCUCCAAGAAAUUGACUGGACUCGACGCUGGAAUAAGGAUAAACAAUCACCGUGGCGCUUCGACACGAAUUUUACUACCACCACCACCACCAACAAGUGUCCACUGCCGACUGUUAAAGAGCAUGGCUCCAGCAAAUGACUAUAGGCCUGAUAAGCGAGAGGCCAAAAAUAUGUUGAAAAAGGCAUUCGAAAGGAAUCCGCAUCCCAGUAGAAAACAAAUGGAGGCUAUUUCCGUGGAGUGCGGUAGAUCAGUAGAGACUGUCGCGAAAUGGUUCAAGCAGGAGAGAGAAAAAUACGGUAAUGAAGAAAAACCACAGGCUCUCGGUUCAUCGCAGUCAAUAAUCCACGAAGUUCGUGACCGUGACCUGGACUCGCCAGUGAGCCUGGUCAGAACAGCAAGCCUUAACAGGUUGCGUAGAGCGAACAGUGGAACAUCGGGCCACAGAGCCUCAAGCGAGCAAUGGGGGCAAUUUCCUCCAUCAAGUGCAGACGACAUACCAAGUAUGGCCUUUGGAGAACUCCACAAGCAGCAACAUGAACUUCAUUGUGCCAUGGCCAUGUACCACCUGGCGACACAGGGUCUCCCUAUGAGUCUAACACACGACACCGAAGCGUAA